Molecule: messenger RNA, 978 nt
Organism: Elephantulus edwardii (Cape elephant shrew)
Lineage: Eukaryota; Metazoa; Chordata; Mammalia; Macroscelidea; Macroscelididae
Product: olfactory receptor 10C1-like
Exons: 1
Coding region: 1-978 (325 amino acids)
Biological process (GO): G protein-coupled receptor signaling pathway
Cellular component (GO): membrane
Molecular function (GO): G protein-coupled receptor activity; olfactory receptor activity
Source: RefSeq, a predicted model, not a curated record
AUGGAAUACUCUUUCUUGUCUCCUCAGAUGUCUGUCUCUGAGUCCAUCAUAGGUGGAAACCAGACCCUCUGCACCAAAUUCACACUUGUGGCCUUUUCCUCUCUAGCAGAAUUACAGGUUUUGCUUUUUGCUAUGUUCUUAAUUAUAUACGUAUUUACAGUGGGAGGAAAUGCCAUCAUAAUCUGCCUGAUCUGGGUCACUCCUUCCCUGCACACUCCCAUGUAUUUCUUCCUGGUGAAUCUCUCCUUUCUGGAAAUGUGUUACAUCAGCAAUGUGGUGCCUCAAAUGAUGGCACAUCUGCUGGUAGAGAACAAGACCAUUAGUUUAGCAGGCUGUGCCGCUCAGAUGUAUUUAUUCACUAUAUUGGGACUGACAGAAUGUUGUCUGCUAGCAGCCAUGGCUUAUGAUCGUUUUGUAGCCAUUUGUUACCCACUGCAUUAUAAUCUCUUGAUGGGUCCUAGGGUAUGCAUAAAACUGGCUGUGUCAUGUUGGGCCAUUGGAUUGGUGGUAGAGUCAGCCCAAACUACUUGGAUCUUCACUCUGCCUUUCUGUGGAACAGGACAGAUUCAGCACUUUUUUUGUGAUGUCAUACCUGUGGUGAAACUGGCUUGUGUUGAUACGUCUUAUAAUGAGAUUGUCUUGUUUGUUGUCUCUGUUCUAUUCAUCAUGAAUCCAUGUCUUCUUAUUUUAUUCUCCUAUAUCCGAAUUUUUAUUGCCAUCUUGAGGAUCCCCUCCGCAGCUGGCAGAGGCAAAGCAUUCUCCACUUGUUCUUCCCAUAUCCUGGUUGUCUCUCUGUUCUAUGGAACUGCCUUAUUCACUUAUCUCCAGCCUAAGAGUACCCACACUCCAGCAACAGACAAAGCAGCUGCCCUCAUGUACACAGUGUUCACUCCUGCUUUGAAUCCUGUCAUCUAUACCUUGAGGAACAAGGAAGUGAAAGAAGCCUUUCUCAGAUUAAUACAGAAGAAACCUCUUUGA